AUGGGGGAGGAUUCUAGGGAGUUUGGAGAAAGCACCAAAAUCAACCACAAGAUGGAAGAAGUUCAAAGAGAAGAAGAAAUAGACCCAGAAAGCAAUCCGCUGAAUGAGCCACUGCUCAAGAGGAACUGGACACUGUCUUCCAACGCUCUUGCUCUGGUUGGAGAAAAAGUUUCCUUCAUAGAAAGCUUGGAUUAUGAGAUAAAUGAGAAUGAUCUAUUCAAGCAUGACUGGAGAAGCAGGUCAAGAGUUCAAGUGUUGCAGUACAUAUUCUUGAAAUGGUUAUUAGCAUUCCUUGUUGGACUUCUCACCGGUAUUAUAGCUACUCUUAUCAAUCUUGCUGUUGAGAAUAUUGCUGGGUACAAGCUUCUGGCUGUUCUCAGAUACAUCCACAAAGAAAGGUACUUGGCAGGUUUCCUAUAUUUCACGGGCAUUAAUUUCAUUUUGACAUUUGUUGCUGCUAUUCUGUGCGUGUGUUUUGCUCCCACAGCAGCAGGACCUGGAAUUCCUGAGAUCAAAGCUUAUCUUAAUGGUGUUGAUACUCCCAACAUGUUUGGUGCUACAACAUUGAUUGUCAAGGUAAGAUUCGCUGUAUGCAAUUCCUUCAUUUCUGAUUAA
Sphenostylis stenocarpa is the source of this 615-nucleotide messenger RNA. The record is from the annotation of a GenBank genome assembly. Lineage: Eukaryota; Viridiplantae; Streptophyta; Magnoliopsida; Fabales; Fabaceae.